Molecule: messenger RNA, 777 nt
Organism: Striga hermonthica
Lineage: Eukaryota; Viridiplantae; Streptophyta; Magnoliopsida; Lamiales; Orobanchaceae
Source: the annotation of a GenBank genome assembly
AUGGCGGCGGAGCGCGAGGAGAGCGUCUACAUGGCCAAGCUGGCCGAGCAGGCCGAGAGGUACGAGGAGAUGGUCGAGUUCAUGGAGAAGGUCUCUGCGUCGCUGCCGGACAAGGAGGAGCUCACGGUGGAGGAGCGCAACCUGCUGUCCGUCGCCUACAAGAAUGUCAUCGGCGCCCGCCGGGCCUCAUGGCGGAUCAUCUCCUCCAUCGAGCAGAAGGAGGAGUCGAGGGGGAACGACGACCACGUCACCACAAUCAAGAGUUACAGAUCGAAGAUCGAGUCGGAGCUCUCCAACAUCUGUGACGGUAUCCUGAAGCUGCUUGACGACAGGCUCAUCCCCUCCGCCACAGCCGGAGAUUCCAAGGUGUUCUAUCUCAAGAUGAAGGGCGACUAUCACAGGUACCUAGCGGAGUUCAAGACUGGUGCCGAGAGGAAGGAAGCUGCUGAGAGCACUCUCACUGCCUACAAGGCUGCUCAGGACAUUGCUAAUGUGGAUCUAGCCCCAACUCACCCAAUUCGUCUUGGACUGGCCCUGAAUUUCUCAGUAUUCUACUAUGAAAUUUUGAACUCACCGGACCGUGCUUGCAAUCUUGCAAAACAGGCUUUUGAUGAAGCAAUUGCAGAGUUGGAUACCCUGGGUGAGGAGUCCUACAAAGACAGCACCUUGAUUAUGCAACUUCUCCGUGACAAUCUUACCCUAUGGACCUCUGACAUGCAGGAUGAAGGAGCCGAUGAUAUCAAAGAGGCUCCCAAAACUGAAGAAGGGCAACAGUGA